CCUAAAACGUUUUGGUGAUCUUGGUGCGUUCAAGACAACUGGGAACUCUGAAAUAGCGGCAAUCAUCUUCAAGUUGGAAAGUCAGAGUUCAAGCAAGGGACCCGAGUUCCCGGCUUGGAAUUCCGAGUUGGAUGACGAUUCAAAACUAUUUUUCUCAGGCGGAGCUGGUUCCCAGUUGUCUUGAACUUACUGAAGUCGGAUACCUCCAGUUGGUUUGAACGUGGCGUAACUGCUGCGAAGGAGUCAUUGGAAAGGUCGUGCCAGACAGAAAUGUAGCUUGUCCACAUGACAAAAACGUGGGUCACUAAAACGUUUUAAAAUAUGAUGUGGUUACUUCAAGUAUGUGCCUUUUGGAUUCCGGGGUUAGAUUUUACUGUAGCAUGAUAACGUGCGCGCUCUGUUGAAUAACAUCUGAAGAAUUAAGUAGGAUAUGUUAACUUCUAGCUAAAUUCACAGAAUAACUAGCUAAUAACUAGCUAAACAUGAGUCCUGUUGCUUCAAAUCAAGAGACAGCUGCAACAGGACUUCCUGCUCCUGCUUCUUCGGGAUCCCCUGGAAGUAGCACACCUUUCUCCAUAACUGGACAUAUCCAGCAAGUCUACAGCCAUGUCAAAAUAGAGAAUUUGGUUGCAGGACUCAGUGGAGGAGUCGUGUCAACACUGGUGCUGCAUCCUCUUGACCUAGUCAAAAUCAGAUUUGCAGUGAGUGAUGGACUGGACUUGAGACCUAAAUAUAAUGGCAUUAUCCAUUGUUUGAAAUAUGUGUGGCAGCAGGAGGGGGUCCGAGGACUCUACCAAGGAGUCACCCCAAACAUCUGGGGUGCUGGGGCAUCAUGGGGACUCUACUUUUUCUUUUACAAUGCCAUCAAGGCGUACACUAAGGAAGGGCGUCAUUCUGAACUGAGUGCCACAGAACACCUGCUGUCAGCCGCCCAAGCAGGUGUAUUGACUCUCACCCUAACCAACCCUAUCUGGGUGACUAAGACUCGCCUGGUGCUGCAGUAUAACGCUGAUCCCACCAGGAAACAGUACAAAGGGAUGAUAGAUGCACUGGUGAAGAUCUACCGGAAUGAGGGGAUACCUGGACUGUACAGGGGGUAUGUUCCUGGUUUAUUUGGCACGUCACACGGGGCAUUGCAGUUCAUGGCCUAUGAGGAGUUGAAGAGAGACUACAACAAAUACAAGAAAAUGCCUUCAGAAGCUAAACUGAAUGCAUUGGAAUACAUCACAAUGGCAGCUCUAUCCAAAAUAUUUGCUGUGGCUACCACGUACCCUUACCAGGUGGUGCGGGCUCGCCUGCAGGACCAGCAUAAUAAGUACAAUGGAGUCCUGGAUGUGGUCAGGAGGACAUGGAGGAAUGAGGGAGCUGUAGGGUUCUAUAAAGGCAUGGUGCCCAACCUGAUCCGUGUCACCCCAGCCUGCUGUAUCACCUUCGUGGUCUAUGAGAACGUGUCUCGCUUCCUGACGGGCCAGAAGUAAGGAGGACUAAUGAGACAGCCAUGGAAGGACCACAAAUAGGAAGGGACUCAGAAACUAGAACUGUCACAGCAGGUAACUGGACAACUGAAGUCUCCAGAACUGUCACAGCAGGUAACUGGACAACUGAAGUCUCCAGAACUGUCACAGCAGGUAACUGGACAACUGAAGUCUCCAGAACUGUCACAGCAGGUAACUGGACAACUGAAGUCUCCAGAACUGUCACAGCAGGUAACUGGACAACAGGAGCAGACAUAUCCCCUGGAUAUACCUCUGGUAGCCGAGUCAAAACAACCAUAAAGGAACACCUAAAGCAUGUGGUGUAAUUAGAUCUUAUUACCACUAUGAAAAACCAGGAUUCGCGUCUAUCGUAUACAUUUGAGGUUUGGCAUUCUCAGAGACAUGAUGUUGACAAUGCUGGUAAUUAAAGACUGGUCUCUGUCUCUUGGAUGCAUCACAGAAGAACAGACCUCACUGGAGGUAAUCAUGUACCCCCAAUUUGUUUUAAUUUAACUUAUUGGCAUCAUACUGUAGUGCAUGUAAACCUUCAUGUUGAUUAUGUCAUAGGAAAUGAUCACAGAGACUGAUUGCACUGUUCAACAUCUUUGAAAUAUUGUUAAUUUCAGAAGUCUUCAGCUGAAAUAUCAAGUUUGAAUUGGCAUUAGUCCAUUUCUUUCAGGUAAAAUAUUCUAUUCAAGUUUCAACCUUUAUGUUGCUUUUGUAUUUGUUAAGCUUUUUGUUGUUUCAGAUUCAAUUUUACAGCUGUUCUGUGUUUACGUGUCAUUUGGAAAAAGGGAUCAGCACAUGCAUUUCUUUAUGAUUUUACCUGGCCAUACAAAUGUCAUGCCCUGACCUUGGAGAGACUUUUUAUUUCUCUUUUUGGUUAGGUCAGGGUGUGAUUUGGGUGGGCAUUCUAGUUUUUCUUUUUCUUUGUUGGCUGGGUAUGGUUCCCAAUCAGGCAGCUGUCUAUCGUUCGCUCUGAUUGGAGAUCAUACUUAGGCAGCCUUUUUUCCACCUUUAGUUUGUGGGAUCUUGAUUUUUGUAUAGUUGCUGUGUAGCCUGCAGAACUUUAUGUUCAUUUUGUAUUUUGUUGUUUUUCGGUGUUCAAUGUCUAAAUGCAUUUAAAUGCACUUCUUUAUGAAUUCACACAUUAAAAAAAAAAAAAUAUAUAUUCUCUGA
This is a messenger RNA of Oncorhynchus gorbuscha (pink salmon), 2654 nucleotides long. Its product is annotated as mitochondrial folate transporter/carrier-like. Gene Ontology annotation, cellular component: mitochondrion. Gene Ontology annotation, biological process: nucleotide transport; folate import into mitochondrion. The record is from RefSeq and is a predicted model, not a curated record. Bases 483 to 1478 code for a protein of 331 amino acids. The transcript has 7 exons. Gene Ontology annotation, molecular function: FAD transmembrane transporter activity; folic acid transmembrane transporter activity. NCBI's taxonomy places the organism in Eukaryota, Metazoa, Chordata, Actinopteri, Salmoniformes, Salmonidae.